Molecule: messenger RNA, 1587 nt
Organism: Pseudomassariella vexata
Lineage: Eukaryota; Fungi; Ascomycota; Sordariomycetes; Amphisphaeriales; Pseudomassariaceae
Product: hexokinase-7
Exons: 3
Coding region: 1-1587 (528 amino acids)
Biological process (GO): glucose 6-phosphate metabolic process; intracellular glucose homeostasis; glycolytic process
Cellular component (GO): mitochondrion; cytosol
Molecular function (GO): ATP binding; mannokinase activity; D-glucose binding
Source: RefSeq, a predicted model, not a curated record
AUGAGGUCCGACGUUGAAAACUUCCUGCGGCCUCUCCGCAUUGAUGUACCUAUGGUACACCGUUUAUCCCAGGAGCUAUACAAAUCCUUCAAGAAGCUUGCGACCGAGUCCAAGAUUCAAUUUCUGCCCACCCCGAUCACGGAAUCGAUCCUGCGGCCAGCGGCUGGGUGUGAGAAAGGACGAUAUCUUGCCAUUGAUAUAGGAGGCACAAAUCUGAGAGUUGGCUUUAUCGAGCUUCUGGGCCAUGAGAAGGCCAACGGCAGCAAUGGAGUUGACAGAAACCCCAGCAAAUUUGGUGAUGAGGGUGAGGGGAUGGAGAAUGUCCGACGGCUCCUCGAAAAGUCGUGGCCUAUCUUGGAUCAUCUCAAGAGCGAACACGAAGACGACCUAUUUGCCUGGAUAGGAAGCUGCAUUGCAGAAGUGGUGAGGGCAGGAUGUCAAGAGCUUGGCUUGCCCCAAGAUGUUCCUCUGCCUUUGGGGGUUACGUUUAGCUUCCCCAUGAUUCAGCAGCGCUUGGCGGAUGCGGUUCUAAUGCCCAUGGGCAAAGGUUUCACUAUAAGAUCACACCUGCAUCUGGGCGCCCACUUGUCAAAAGGCUAUGCCAAGGCCAGAACUCCAGACCUACCGAGUAUCACAAUCGUCGCCAUUGCCAAUGAUGCAGUGUCGACACUGAUCUCAUUUGUAUACCAAACAAACGAGACUGAGACAAGAAAGGCCGCCAUGGGUCUUAUAUGUGGUACGGGUUGCAACGCAACUAUCCUGCUUGACAAGAACAACCUUAACCAUGAGAAGUUGCCUCGAGAAGUCAAGGAGUCCGAUGCACAAGUCUUGAGCGAUGAUGGCAAAAUCGCCGUUAAUACCGAAUGGACUAUCAACGGGACAGCACCAGCACUACAAAGUCUUGGUCUUGUGACCAAGUGGGACACGCAGCUCGAUGAAGAAGGUGAGGCUCCUGGUUUCCAGCCUCUUGAAUACAUGGUUGCUGGCAGGUAUCUUGGCGAAUUGGGCCGUCUAAUGCUGUUGGAUUACUUGACGACCCGACUGGGAUUCACGAAUGGGGCGCUGCCCGCACAGUUAUCCAAGCGAUUUGGAAUUACGACGACCUUCUUGAGUCUUUUAAAACCCCCGGAUACACAGAUACUGCUGAGCAAGCUGAUGACUGAAUAUCCCACUGCGCCGGAUGCGCCUUUUCAGUGGACAGAGGAGAUCGCCAGACUUGUGUACGACAUCGUAAAAGCUGUCGAAGUCAGGGCCGCGGGAAUCAUCGCUGCCGCCACCAUAGGCUUGCUCACAUUUGCGGGAGACAUACCUCUUCGAUCGUACCCCUAUCACGCAGAAAACGUACGUACUUUGGUGGAUGGUCAACCCGCUCCUCCGUUGGAACUGGUCGUAGGGUACACGGGAGGCUGUAUUGUCCAUUUCCAAGACUACUUGGCGGAUUGCCAGGACUUUUUGGACCGUGUGAUCGACGCCGAAUUUGGGAACUCGGCUCCAGUCCGAGUCUUACUAAGUCCCUGUCACGACGGAGGCAUAAAAGGGGCAGGCGUUUUAUGUGGUACCUCUCAAGCGAUGCUCAAAAAGAAUUGA